AUGCAGCCUAGAAAACUGAUAAACCAUGGAUAUGGUGCAAUCUGGUUAAAUGACGUAAAUUGCUCUGGUUCUGAAAGUAAAUUACUGGAUUGUGAUUUCAAUAAUGUUACAUUUCAAUGUGAUCAUUGGUAUGAUAUUGGUGUCCAUUGCUUUCUUAACUGUUCAACAGAAGAUGAAGGUGAUUUGCGUAUAAGGCCAGGUUACGCUAAGAAUCAAGGACGACUGGAAAUUAAGUAUAGAGGAGAAUGGGGAACAGUUUGUCAUAAUCACUUCGGGAAUGUUGAUGCAGAAGUAGCAUGUAGACAGCUCGGAUAUUGUUCUGGAAUAAUGCAGCCUAGAAAACUGAUAAACCAUGGGUAUGGUGCAAUUUGGUUAAAUGACGUAAAUUGCUCUGGUUCUGAAAGUAAAUUACUGGAUUGUGAUUUCAAUAAUGUUACAUUACAAUGUGAUCAUUGGUAUGAUAUUGGUGUCCAUUGCUUUCUUAACUGUUCAACAGAAGAUGAAGGUGAUUUGCGUAUAAGGCCAGGUUACGCUAAGAAUCAAGGACGACUGGAAAUUAAGUAUAGAGGAGAAUGGGGAACAGUUUGUCAUAAUCACUUCGGGAAUGUUGAUGCAGAAGUAGCAUGUAGACAGCUGGGAUAUUGUUCUGGAAUUAUGCAGCCCGCAAAACUUAUACAGAAUGGCCAUGGCGCCGUUUGGUUAAAUGACGUAAAGUGCUCUGGUUCUGAAAGUAAACUACUGGAUUGUAAAUUUAAUAAUGUGACAUUACAGUGUGAUCAUUGGGAUGAUGUUGGUGUCCAUUGCUUUCUAAACUGUUCAACAGAAGAUGAAGGUAUUUUGCGUAUAACUGCUGGUUACGCUAAGCAUCAAGGUCGACUGGAAAUUCAUUAUAGGGGUGAAUGGGGAACAGUUUGUGAAAAUCACUUUGGGAAUGUUGAUGCAGAAGUAGCAUGUAAACAGCUCGGAUAUUGUUCUGGAAUCAUGCAGCCCGCAAAUCAUAUACGUCAUGGUAAAGGUGCCAUUUGGUUAAAUGACGUAAAUUGUUCUGGUUCAGAAAGUAAAUUACUGGAUUGUAAUUUCAAUAAUGUUACAUUACAAUGUGAUCACUACUGGAAUGAUGUUGGUGUCCAUUGCUUUCUCAGCUGUUCAACAGAAGAUGAAGGUCGUUUGCGUAUAGCUAAUGGCUAUGCUUUGCAUCAAGGACGACUAGAAAUACAUUAUAAAGGUGAAUGGGGAACAGUCUGUGAUAAUCACUUUGAGAAUAUCGAUGCAGAAGUAGCAUGUAGGCAGCUCGGCUAUUGUUCUGGAAUUAUGCAACCCAAAUUGCUGAUACAGGAUGGUCACGGCCCAAUUUGGAUAAAUGAGGUUAAGUGCUCGGGUUCAGAACAAAGAUUACUGAAUUGCAUCUACAAUGAAGAUACAUCAAACUGUCGUCACUCUGAAGAUGUUGGAGUACAUUGUUUUCUAAACUGUUCAACAGAGGAUCAGGAAGAUGAAGGUGUCACACCACGUGAUAAUGUCAUACAUCCAACUAGUGAUGUUGUAGUCGUUAUAAUUGGUGCUGCUGCUGUUAUAGUUGGUGCUGUAGUUUUGUUACUGAUAUGCUGGUGUAGACGGCAUUACUCUGGAAGACCCUAUGAAGAAACUAACAAUCCAUCUCCGCCAAGAACUGAAGGACUCUACGAAGAAACUAACAAUCAAUCUCCAGCAAGAACUAGAAGACCAAGUGGAGAACUGGAAGAUCCAGUGUCGGCAGAGCCUGGCAUAUAUAAUGUAUAUGACACUAUUUAUGACUACUCCGAACUUUUCGAGAACGAAGACUCGAGUGUUCCUGAAUCAAGUAUGAUGGGUAAUGCUCAUCUGGAUAUAGCUGCAUCAGUUGCAUAA
Mytilus trossulus (common blue mussel) is the source of this 1887-nucleotide messenger RNA. Its product is annotated as deleted in malignant brain tumors 1 protein-like. The coding region runs from base 1 to 1887 and encodes 628 amino acids. The transcript has 10 exons. Gene Ontology annotation, cellular component: membrane. NCBI's taxonomy places the organism in Eukaryota, Metazoa, Mollusca, Bivalvia, Mytilida, Mytilidae. The record is from RefSeq and is a predicted model, not a curated record.